This is a messenger RNA of Salvia miltiorrhiza (redroot sage), 2838 nucleotides long. Its product is annotated as nuclear pore complex protein NUP62-like. The transcript has 9 exons. Bases 277 to 2649 code for a protein of 790 amino acids. Gene Ontology annotation, molecular function: structural constituent of nuclear pore; phospholipid binding. Gene Ontology annotation, biological process: RNA export from nucleus; protein import into nucleus. Gene Ontology annotation, cellular component: nuclear pore central transport channel; nuclear pore. The record is from RefSeq and is a predicted model, not a curated record. Lineage: Eukaryota; Viridiplantae; Streptophyta; Magnoliopsida; Lamiales; Lamiaceae.
UCAAAAUAGGCCCAUCCCAAACCCUUCUCUCAUUUUUCUUCACUCAAGCUGCCACAAACCGCUCACUGCUCUCUGUCGUCUCCAACUCGCACUGUUUAUGAGUAAUAUUGUUGUUGAAAUCACAUCUAGAAUUUUGAAAUUGUUGUUGAAAUCGCGUUUAGUUAAAAUUUUGGAGAAAAAAACUGUCAAAAUUUGUUAUAUAGAUUUCAAAACCCUCAUUUCCCCCUCACGCAAAACCCAUCUCCGCCAAUCUGCGUAGGUUUCACGUUCACCGCAAUGGCUGGCACAGGAUUCUCAUUCGGCUUCUCCAGUACUGGCUCCGCCUCCUCCGCACCUUCCUUCGGCAUUGCCUCCGGAACCACACCGGCCUCCGCCGCCUCACCUUCUUUUGGCGUCGCUUCCGGAGCCUCAUCCACACCUUUAUUUGGUUUUGGCUCCGCACCGACGUCCUCCUCCACACCGUCUUUUGGCUUUGCCUCCAACCCUAGCUCCGCGAAUUCGUUUGGCUUUGGGUCGGGAACCGGCUCAUCUCCGUUCGGCGGUUCCUCGCCAUUCGGCUCAUCCUCUUCGGCCGCGGCCAACAUUUUUGGAUCAACUCCCGGCGGAGCUCCGACUCCUGGCAUUUUCGGAUCCUCGUCUUCAGGUACAGGCCAAACAGCUAACGCAUUCGGUUCUGCGGCUUCGAACCCCGCUCCAACAACUCCCCCGCCUUCCUCAUCUCCGUUUGGCGCCCAAUCGGCCUUUGGAUCCCCUGCGCCCGGAUCCAACCUUUUCGGCUCCGGUGCUCCAACUCCCAGUCUAUUUGGCAAUUCUUCUUCUUCCGCAGCUUCUGCGAGCAACACCGGCUCACUUUUUGGGUCAGGGGCGAGUGCAACACCUAACCCUUUUGGAUCAACCACAGCUGGGUCAGUGGCGAGUGCAACACCUAAUCUUUUCGGAUCAACCACAGCUGGGUCAGGGGCAAGUUCAACACCUAGUCCUUUUGGAUUAACCACAGCCGCCAGUGCACCAGCAUUUGGGUCGGGCCUGGCCCUGAACGCAGGGCAAUUUGGCUCGUCGACUUCAGCGCCGUCCACACCACAGUUUGGGGUGAGUUCUGCGCCUGCAGGCGUAUUUGGAUCCUCAGCCCCAGCUUCUACAGGAGGCAAUUCUACAUCCUUGUUUGGGGCAAAUUCUGGUUCAAGUCCUGGUCUUUUUGGUUCUUCCAACUUAUUCGGAUCGUCCUCUGCUUCGCCAUUUGUUGUGGCGCCGUCAACCACUUCUUCAAGUUCAGCUUCACCUACUUCUGGAUUUUCGUUUCCCACUUCAGCAUUCUCCGUUUCAAGUUCAGCUGCUUCAGCACCCGGGUUCUCGUUCCCCAGUGCUUCGGCUUCAGUUUCUGCUGCGCCUGGACUUUCUCUUCCCGCAUCAUCGGCCACGUCGGCUCCUGCAUUUUCAUUUAAUACAGCUUCUGGCACCACUUCUUCUGGCAUUUCGUUUUUGAAGAGCACCACUAGCUCUGCCUCCUCAGCAUCAGCCACAACGUCUCUAUCUUCUUCACCUGGUUUUUCAUUUGCUUCGGCACCCUCUCUUUCAAGUGCUUCGGCCUCAAAAAAUCAGUCACCUCUCUUUUCAACUGUCACAACUACUACCACAACCAGUGCUUCAGCUCCUUCCGCAUUAAGUGUGUCUUCUGCUAGUGCCAGUGCAAGUCCUGGUUUGACGUUUCCAUCAUUGACCGUGUCUGCACCGGGGACCAGUGCAUCUGCUCCAACUUCAGGGUUUACAGGUUUCGGCACAACUAGUACGCCUGCAUCAUCCUCUGGAAGCGCAAGUUCUUUCUCAUUAUCUUUGAAAACACCCGGAACUGGAGCCUCACAAGCACAAUCAAGCGUGGCGCUGCCUUCUUUCGGUGUUUCAGCUGCAAGCUCAACAACGGCAGUGAGCUCAAGUACCAGUUCUGCUGCUCAGACAUCAUCUAUCCUUGUUGCAGCUUCCAGUAGUGGGACUGCUCCAGUCACCAGUGCGGCACCAACUUCUACACCAAAGUUACCAUCUGAAAUCACUGGGAAAACAGUUGAGGAGAUCAUUAAAGAAUGGAAUGGGGAACUUCAGGAGCGUACUGGGAAGUUUAGGAAACAAGCUAAUGCUAUAGCUGAGUGGGAUCGCAGGAUUCUGCAGAAUCGUGAUAUUCUUCUUGGGCUUGAGAGUGAAGUUGCAAAAGUAGUUGAAACGCAAGGUAGUUUGGAGCGGCAGCUGGAGCUAAUUGAAACUCAUCAAGAUGAGGUUGACAAGGCCCUGCAAAGCAUGGAGGAGGAAGCUGAGCGACUGUAUAAAGAGGAGCGUGGAAUGCUUCUUGAUGAUGAUGCUGCAUCAACUAGAGAUGCAAUGUACGAGCAGGCUGAAGUGAUAGAGCGGGGAUUGGAGCAGAUGACAGAACAGAUCAAGUCGAUUAUAAACAGUCUUAAUGCCAGUCAAGGUGGAGAGCUUGAAGCAACAGACGGAAUGACUCCCCUUGAUGUUGUUGUUCGCAUAUUAAACAAUCAGCUUAGUUCGUUGAUGUGGAUUGAUGAGAAGGCUGAGGAAUUCUCUUCGCGGAUUCAGAAGCUUGCUAGCCACGGCUCUGCCGCAGAUCGUGAACUGAGCGGCCCUAAGCUGUGGUUGAACUGAGACGGCGAAUGCUGCUCGAAAUUUUCCGAGGGAGGGUAACAUUGAUAGGCUUCGACUGCGCACAGAAUGCUUCGAUGUUUUUUCAAGUAGAUGUUGAGAAAACUAUAAUCUCUUGUGACACGAUUCAGUUAUACCUGUGUAUAUUGCUAUCUUUGCAGUUCUAGUUGAUACAGAGUCUUUUUUUUUUUU